Varroa destructor (honeybee mite) is the source of this 5281-nucleotide messenger RNA. RefSeq names its product protein RER1. The record is from RefSeq and is a predicted model, not a curated record. Gene Ontology annotation, biological process: retrograde vesicle-mediated transport, Golgi to endoplasmic reticulum; protein retention in ER lumen. Lineage: Eukaryota; Metazoa; Arthropoda; Arachnida; Mesostigmata; Varroidae. Gene Ontology annotation, cellular component: Golgi membrane.
UACGUGGCUCACUAAUGAGCAACUAGCUAUAUGAAGUGUGGCUUUCUGUAUAUGUGUGUUUCGAUCAGUAUACGACUAUUACUGCUCACCAGUGGUGUGCCUUCAUCAGCACUAACCUCCAACAGACAUCCAAAGUCCAGUCACCGUGUACACAUCAACACAUAACCUUAGGUGUUGUCUCAGCUAUCAAAAGUAAGCAGCUGAUCGUACUGAAAGUAAAAAAAAGUGAAGUGGCUGGCCCUGACGGAUUCAACGACUGGCGUUCGUGUGAAGUUGUAACUACAGAUAAAACUAUCAGUAUUAGUACUAUUACCGCAGAUAGUGACUUCAAGAGAAGAACGACUUGACUUCUCCGACUAUCUUCGUUGUCCCUAUCCCUGUGGCAGUCCGGCUGCUGCACCGCGACCGUGGUUGGUGUGCAAAUCAACCGGGUUCAGUUGUCUAUCCCUCAAACAGAAACAUUGCCUGUCGCUACCCUUAUAGAAAUAACGACUGUCCCAUUGGUUUAAGAAAACAAAAACCAAAGCUUUUGGGGGGUGAGCAGUGUUUUUGGCUGCAAGUGUAGGCAAGUUUGAGCCAGCGAAAAAAUUAGAAAACGCUAAGUGCUGGAUCAGAGGUUAACUCCCUAUGCAAGUGUAGUCGGCUCAAGUGAUUCUCAAAAGCAGAUGGUGAAUUGGAAUUUGAUUCGAGUUGGAAUUCAUGUCACUGGUCCGUUUUUUCGCCGAGAAACGUUUGGUAGUCAGCGCAGUUAGUGAGGUAUGCGUGUGUGUGUGAAUGCGUAUGUUUGUCCCCUAAUUAUCGCUAGCACAGGACAGUCUUGACUCGAACAAAAGCGAAUAUAUAAAGAGUGUAAUAUAGUAUAACAUAUCAAGGUGUUAUCAGCUGUGGACGUCGUGUUUAUCCUCGUAACACAUUUACGAUCACCGCGCGCAGAACGCUUCAUUGGUGGAAAACGAAUAAUAUGUACGGCGCAAUUGUUUGGGCGAUCUAAUCUCCGACUGAAAAAGUUGUGGGUCGCUGACUCAGGCCGCGUGACCAGUUCUGGAUACUUGAAAUGCGUAUGAUCUAACGGAUAGAACAUACGGUAGCAACUGGUGAAAAAAUUCAACAGAUUUGAAACAGAAUGGAACAUACAGCCGAUGUUACGAGGCCCCAGCCUCCAGUAGUCGCGCUGCUCUUUCGAGGCCUUGCACAGAGGUAUCAGCGUAUACUAGAUUUCGUAACACCAUACGCUGUGGGAAGAUGGUUCUUCUGUGUCCUCCUGAUAGUCGCCUUCUUGUUGCGCAUAUUUUUGCUUCAGGGCUGGUACAUCGUAACGUACGCUUUAGGAAUUUAUCAUCUAAAUCUGUUCAUCGCAUUUCUUACACCUAAAAUGGAUCCAGCGCUAGCAGAUGACUACGAUGACGGGGAUCCGGGCUUACCAACAAGAACCAAUGAGGAGUUUCGUCCUUUUAUUCGUCGGCUACCUGAAUUUCAUUUCUGGUAUUCGGCAACGAAGGCGACACUCAUCGCUAGUUUUUGUACCUUCUUCGAGGCGUUCAACAUUCCCGUGUUCUGGCCCAUACUUCUACUUUACUUCAUCACCUUAUUUGUAUUGACAAUGAAGAAACAGAUAAAGCACAUGAUCAAGUAUCGUUACAUUCCGUUCUCGGUGGGCAAACAGAAGUACAAGCCCCGUCAGCAGCCAGAGUCGGCAACGAGCUUCCUUAGCAAUGCCGAUUCGUCCGGGCCGCGAGGGACAUCAAACCUUCUCCCACAACACAACACUGCUCUCCUCUUCCCAGUUAUCCAGGCUGGGUCGCCACAACACGCGCCACAACAAGUGCAGCAUCAACGGCAGCAUGAGAAUCUUUAAUAUAAUAGUAUAAUUUGAUAGAGACCAAUACCACAAAUGUAAGAAAGGGAAAAUAGGAAACAUUAUGAGAAUUAUUUUUGAAAUAAUAAUAGACUAUUCUUACUGUUAGGGUGAAUUAUUGUUAAGUCGGUUUGCUGAAGGUUCGAAUAAGAAAAAUCGGGAAAUAUAAAGUUUGUUAUAGUGAGGUGAUUCGAACAGAUUUCUGUGGGAGGAAGAAAGACAAGUAAAGCAAAUAGAUAUAGUUAUAUAGUUCAAUAAGGUUAGUUGUUCAUUUGGCGCAAAGUAGAGCGUGCAGCGUUUGACCUUCUGACCAUAAUAACAUCGUUUAUUUGUAUCAGUGAUUCGAUGCGGUGCAAUAUUAUUUUAGCAGGUAAUGCAAUGCGUGAGUGGCGCAACACAAAUAAGUAUUCGACGGGGAAAUGGCAGACCACAAAGAUUUUGCGCCUAAUUGAGCAAAGGCAUUACUAUGCUUUUUCUUUUUUAAACAAAACAAACACGUAGAUAAUCACAUACUUCGGAUGGUCCACAGGUAUGCAUGCUGCAUACUCUAUUAUUAGUUGUACAAUUACUGCUAGUAGUACUAUUUUUUAAAUAAGAAAAAAGUCAAUUUUUUUUCUUGGAGAAGCUGAGGGCAGGGUAAAUAGGUGUCCGUCUUAGCAAAAAAGAGACACGAUUCGCAUGCGUCAUAACCUGUGAAUAAUGUGUUCACAUGUUAUUUACCAACACGUCCCUUACUGUCGUCCAUGACAAUAAUACAACGACAACGAUGCUGGUCUUUAGCCGAUAAAUAAAAAAAAAAAAUAAAUAAUAUAAAAAUGAAACGAUGAUACGAGAUCAAAAAGGGGAAUAAAUAUGCCAGAGGGAGAGGGCGAGAGAGGUAAAUGUCAUUAAUGCUUUAUGACUAGUUAUAAUAAUAGUUAUAACAAAUGGCACUAUGUGCUACUCUUAUAAUCUCGAAUGCGAUCUGAGAGGACAUCUGCAGCUUCCUGAACCUGCAUAUAACCGGCAGAGAAGAUUACAGGGGUAGGCAGAGGACACGCAGGUACAAAUUAAACGUCGUACAACUAGUCCAACUAAGCAAUUUUAUAUAUCAAAUCCAAUAGUACUUCCAAUUGUUGAUAAAAUUGCAAAAAUCAUGAUCUUCACAUGCCUCGUAGGGAGAGGCAAAUGACGUGUUCUUGCGGGUAUGCCCGGCGCUUAGAAAUCACAAACACUGAAAUAUUCAACAAAUUGGUAACAUAUUGCAUUAGAGCUGCUCAUAUUGAAUCUUGUUUCCAAUAUACGAGAUACAGAUUUUUUAGGCCACAACAGUAGAACGAGUUUCCUAUUACUUCAUUACGGUCACUCGCAAUUAGUAAUGGUGCACAAUGAAUUUGCUGAGGAAGUCAAGAAUUGAGGGAUUUAUCCCAUCUUGGUGUGUUCUGGUAAUAAUACGGACCUGAAUUAGGACAGAGGAAUGAGCCGGUGAGUCCAAUAAUUAGAACAUUGUUUCCAUGUUUAAUGAUUAGUGUCGAAGUAUCUUAGCGCAUACACAUAUUAUUGUUGAAUUAAAGUACUGUUAGCAUUUUUAAGACCGAUCUAGACCUUUAAUGUCAAGCAACGCGUUUAGCAGUCAUUGUAGCAAUUUCCUUUCUAGUGGCGACGACAAUAAGGAUAAGAAUGAGGAUAAACGACGAAGCCAAACUAUAUAUAUAUAUAUAUAUAUAUAUAUAUAUACAAACCAUCCACGUUUCCGGUGCUGCCGUACAACGUUGCUUCAGACCGAACGAUACCUACGUUUUGAUUCAAAUCUACAUCAUCUCACAUGUCUCUAUUAAAUGCACACAUAUUAUGGCCAAAACGGCUAAGACAGCCGCUGCUGUCCGGUUCAUGGAGGAAGACUCAUUCAAACGAAGUAAGCUGAGCCCUUGAGAGAUCUCCAGUUAGCUUUUGCGUGGUGUCCACUGUCGUAGUGAGAUUUCGACAAAAAUUUAGGUCCGCGCUGCUGCACGUGUUUUAAUCCAUACAUACUUGUUCUUUCUACACUGCCUUUGACAUAGAUCUUUUUAUCUCUACCGAAUCAAAAUGAUUUAUUCUUUCUUGAACUAAAGAUCUUCGAGCGGUGUUUUAAUCAUUGCGCAUAGAUAGACCGAAUUUCCUGGUAGUUUGGAAUUUACGGCGCGUGAAACUCAUACCGGGUCACAAGUUUCUCGAUGGCGACAAUGUUUUUUAGUAAAUGUACAAAUUGCGGUUGCAAAUUCCUUGAACCGCAAUUCCGGUGACUAGCUAACACUCCGCAAUGCAGGCCGAAUCUUCGCAAAUUUCGGCGGUGAGGAAAUAGACGCUGUAACUGUGAUUAUUGCGCGUCGUAAGCAAUUCAGCCACGAUCAUUUAUUCUGGUAACAUUCAGGUAAACAAAUAAUUAACAAAUGAAUUAAUAACAAAGAAGUUUAGUGAACACCCUAGUAUCCGCAUAAAUUCGCUACUUCUAGAGUGCUGAAACAAUCUGUUUUUAACACAAAUUCCGUAAAGUAAUUAUUUGCUAAUUGUAUAGGAAGAUGAUUAAUAAAAAGUGAAUAAAGGCAUAUGAAGGUUAAUAAUAAGACGAAAAACUGCGGACAAAUUAUUAUUGUUUAGACCGACCUAAAUAGGUCUAUGCUGCUGCUGCGAAUUCUAACAAAAAACGAACAUUCUUGCACAAAAUGCUCUGUUACAGACAAACUACUUCAAACCAAACAGUCAAAGAUUAUAACGUCCAGGCAACAGCUAUAGAAGUAUUUUGUACUUAUUUAAGUGUCUUAUGCUUUAAAGGAAAACAUUUUAGUGGAACAACAGAUUGUAUUUAUAUCGCACCAGGUCUUAGGUUACGUCACAGGCAAAUACGGACGAAUUGCACGCAAAGCGUGCUCUGCGCUUUAAGUAACAUAAAUUUUAUCAAUCAGAGGAUAACGAGUUUAAGAAUAAUACUAAUGGUCACUGUGUCUGCGGAGUUCAGGGCUUUUUAUCUAGAAGUUACGUAUAUGUGUAAGGUUGUCAUAGAAUCGCCGGAAGAGAACUGGUUUAGUGGAGCGACUUUUUUUGAAAAAGGUGGAGCACCGCGUGCUGUAGGCCACAUACUAUUAAUAGGCGUAUGGCCCUGCGAAUAAUGGAAAGAAAUGGUCAUUCAUUGCCGCGUUAAAUAAAUGACGUCUUCGAACGGUCAUGGCUAGGCCAUGGCGGUAUGAGGAGGAAAAAUAACUUCCUGAUUCGGCUGAGCCAACGACUGGGCGGCCGAAACGCAAUCAUGUAUAGAAAAUAAAUUUUAGAAGAACACUGGCACCGUAGAAUGCGUAUACCAGAUCGAUAACGCUAUAUGAAAAACCAAAAGCGUAAUAAAAUAAUGAAACCAAAUAGAUAAAGGUAGCAACAAGAUGAAAUAAAUUAACAUUUUUCUACCUGAAUUUCGUC